GUGAAAAAUAAAGCACCUGCAGAAGUUCAGAUCACAGCAGAGCAGCUCUUAAGAGAAGCAAAAGAGAGAGAGCUCGAGCUUCUCCCACCACCUCCCCAACAGAAGAUCACAGAUGUUGAGGAGCUGAAUGACUAUAAACUCCGGAAAAGGAAGACUUUUGAAGAUAACAUAAGAAAAAACAGGACUGUUAUCAGUAACUGGAUAAAAUAUGCACAAUGGGAGGAAAGCCUGAAAGAAAUACAGAGAGCCCGUUCCAUUUACGAGCGUGCUUUAGAUGUAGACUACAGAAAUGUCACACUGUGGCUGAAGUAUGCAGAGAUGGAGAUGAAGAACCGCCAGGUUAAUCAUGCCCGAAACAUCUGGGACCGAGCCAUCACCACCCUUCCCAGGGUGAACCAGUUCUGGUACAAGUAUACGUACAUGGAAGAGAUGUUGGGGAACAUUGCUGGGUCACGUCAGGUGUUUGAACGCUGGAUGGAGUGGCAGCCAGAGGAGCAGGCUUGGCAUUCCUACAUUAACUUCGAGCUCAGAUACAAGGAGGUGGACAGGGCACGUACCAUUUAUGAGAGAUUUGUAAUCGUGCAUCCUGAUGUUAAGAACUGGAUCAAGUACGCCCGCUUUGAAGAGAAGCACAGUUACUUUGCUCACGCAAGGAAGGUAUAUGAGAGGGCAGUGGAUUUCUUUGGAGAAGAGCAUAUGGAUGAGCACUUGUAUGUGGCUUUCGCAAAAUUUGAGGAGAACCAGAAAGAAUUUGAAAGAGUAAGGGUGAUCUACAAGUAUGCCUUGGAUAGAAUUCCGAAACAGGAGGCCUCAAAUCUCUUCAAGAACUACACCAUAUUUGAGAAGAAGUUUGGAGAUAGAAGAGGAAUUGAAGACAUCAUUGUCAGCAAGAGAAGAUUCCAGUAUGAAGAGGAAGUGAAGGCAAAUCCACAUAAUUAUGAUGCAUGGUUUGACUACCUGAGGUUGGUUGAAAGCGAUGCAGAUGCUGAGACCGUCCGAGAAGUGUAUGAAAGAGCCAUCGCCAACGUUCCCCCAGUUCAAGAGAAGAGGCACUGGAAGAGAUACAUCUAUCUUUGGAUUAACUAUGCAUUAUAUGAAGAGCUGGAGGCAAAGGAUGCGGAGCGAACCAGGCAGGUGUACCAGGCCUGCAUCGAGCUCAUUCCCCACAAAAAGUUUACAUUUGCCAAAAUGUGGCUGCUGUAUGCCCAGUUUGAAAUACGCCAGAAAAAUCUUCCACUUGCCAGAAGAGCUUUGGGCACAUCCAUUGGUAAAUGUCCGAAGAACAAACUGUUCAAAGGGUACAUUGAACUGGAGUUACAGCUGCGAGAAUUCGAUCGCUGCCGAAAGCUCUAUGAGAAGUUCCUGGAGUUUGCCCCAGAGAACUGCACCUCCUGGAUUAAGUUUGCAGAACUGGAGACCAUCCUGGGGGACAUCGACCGGGCCCGUGCAAUAUAUGAGCUGGCAAUUGGCCAGCCCCGGCUGGACAUGCCCGAGGUUCUUUGGAAGUCCUACAUUGACUUUGAAAUUGAGCAAGAGGAGUAUGAGAAAACAAGAAGUCUUUACCGCAGGUUACUUCAGCGGACACAGCACGUUAAGGUAUGUGUGGCAUUUUCUAACUUUCAUAUGACAACAGGCAUCUCUUACAUGGAAGAAGCAUUUCCAG
Molecule: messenger RNA, 1663 nt
Organism: Nestor notabilis (Kea)
Lineage: Eukaryota; Metazoa; Chordata; Aves; Psittaciformes; Psittacidae
Gene: CRNKL1
Product: crooked neck pre-mRNA splicing factor 1
Exons: 12
Biological process (GO): mRNA splicing, via spliceosome; spliceosomal complex assembly
Cellular component (GO): U2-type catalytic step 2 spliceosome; precatalytic spliceosome; Prp19 complex
Molecular function (GO): protein binding
Source: RefSeq, a predicted model, not a curated record